AUGUUAUUAAAUAAAACACAAAAAAUUCUAAUUAGUAUUAUUAUAUUUCGUUUAAUUUCUUGGUUUAUUGUACGGACAUAUUUUAUUGCUGAUGAAUAUUGGCAAACAUUUGAAAUAGCACAUUCACUUGCUUUUGGUUAUGGUUAUAAAACAUGGGAAUGGAAAUCAAAUAUUGCUAUAAGAAGUUAUCUUUAUCCAUUUAUUAUUUCAUUAAUCUAUCGAUUUUUAGCUCUAUUUCAUCUUGAUACUGCAUCAAUAUUAAUUAAUUCAGCAACAUUAUUUCAAACAUUAUUGGCUAUUAUUGGUGAUUUAGUUUAUUUAAAAUUUCUUCAAGGUCAUAAAUUAAUAUUUUUAAUUCUUUUAUGUCGAUUUUCAUGUUGGUAUACAAUGUAUUCAUCACCAAGAUUAAUUAUUAAUAAUUUAGAAGAAAUACUUUUUAUAUGUAGUCUUGCUGUUGCUAAAAAUUAUCGAUCAUCAUCUAAUAUUCUCUUUCAUUUAUUUGUUUCAUUAUCAUUUAUUAUUCGUCCAACAUCAGCUAUUCCAUUUGUUAUUAUUUAUCCAUAUUUAUUAUAUAAAACUUCAAAUCGUUUAAAAUUUCUUUUUCAAGCAUUUAUAUGUUUUAUUCUAUUAAAUAUAUUUAAUAUACUCUUAGAUAGUUAUAUGUAUAAUCAAUGGACAUUUGUACCAUUAAAUUUUUUAUAUAUAAAUUUUUUUCAUCCAAAUUCAAUAUCAUCACAUUAUGGUAUAAAUAAUAUUUUAUGGUAUUUAACAAAUGGUCUUCCAAUGAUAUUUUUUUAUCGUUUACCAUUUAUUUUUUUUGGUUCUAUAUCAAAUAAACGUUUAACAAUAAUAAUUUUAUUUACAAUAUUAAUUUAUACAUUAAAUAAACAUAAAGAAUUUCGAUUUUUAACACAAAUUUUACCAAUAUUAUUUAUAUUAGAAGCACAUGGAAUUGAUUGGUGUUUAAAAAAAUUUAAAUUAAAUAAAUUUCGUUGGAUUAUAUUUAUUUCAUUUAUUGGACAUUUAUUUAUUGGAUUUUAUUUUUCAUUAAUUGAUCGUCAAGGACAAAUAUCAGUUAUGUAUUAUUUACGAAAAAAUUUAAUUAAUAAUAAUAAUAAUAAAGAAAUUUUUUCAAUUGAUUUUCUUAUGCCAUGUCAUUCAACACCAUAUUAUAAUUUUAUUCAUCGAAAUGAUAUUCAAUUAAAUUUUUUAACAUGUGAACCAAAUUUAGAUAAUAUAACAAAUGAUUAUAUUGAUGAAGCUGAUCAAUUUUUUUUAAAACCAAUUGAAUCAUUAAAAAAUCGAUUAAAUAAUUAUAAUUCUAGUCAUUUAAUUAUGUUUGAUUUAUUAUAUAAUCAAGUAAAAGAUGUAUUAGAAGAAGAACAAUGGUUUUUUGUGAAAGAUAUUUUAUUUAAUUCACAUAUUCAACAUACAUCAAGACAUGGAAAAAUGAUUUAUAUUCUUGAAAGAAGAUAA
Molecule: messenger RNA, 1476 nt
Organism: Rotaria sordida
Lineage: Eukaryota; Metazoa; Rotifera; Eurotatoria; Philodinida; Philodinidae
Source: the annotation of a GenBank genome assembly